AUGUCUUAUAACAGUAAACCUGAGUGGGUAAAUUGGAUUGAAGAAGCUAUAUUAAAAAAACAUAUUAAACAUUAUGAAUAUGAAAAUUUUUCCAACCUUGAAAAAAUUGGUACUGGGGGCUUCGGAGAGGCUUAUCGUGCAAAAUGGAAAAGGUCUAAAAUUUUGGCAUUAAAAUCUCUCAACAAUGCUACAGCAGUCGAAAAAAUUGUUCAUGAGCUUCAAAUCCAGCGCGACGUGGAUUUUCAUGAGAACAUUAUUAGAUUUUUGGGCAUUACAAUAGAAAAUCCAAAUAACAGUUCAAAGAAAUAUAUGUUGGUAAUGGAAUAUGCCGAUGGUGGUACUCUUCGAGAAUAUCUAAAAAAAAGAUUUGAAAAACCCAAACUCAGUUGGAAUAGUAAAUUAAAAUUGGCACGUCAAUUAUCUAGCGCCGUAUCAUGCUUACAUAAUGAGGGCACUAUUCAUCGUGAUUUGCACUCAAAUAACGUAUUGAUCCAUAAAAAUAACAUCAAAUUGGCCGAUUUUGGGUUAUCAAAAAAGGUUGAAAAGUCAAAUAAAUCACAAGGUUGUCACGGUGUAAUUGAAUAUGUUGAUCCAAAAAAAUUCGCCGGUAAUACAUUAUACUCUUUAAAUGAAAAGAGCGAUGUUUAUAGUGUAGGUGUACUUCUAUGGGAGAUAUCAAGUGGUCGGCCACCUUUCGAGGGUAAAAGCGAAUACUUUUUACUUACGAAUAUUCCGAAAGGUCUUAGAGAAACACCUAUCCAAGAUACUCCUGAAGAAUAUGAAAAGAUUUAUACCGAUUGUUGGGAAUUUGAACCAGAUGAUCGUCCAACUAUCUAUGACGUAGUUGAUAGAUUAGAAGCAAUUAGUAGUAAAACCACAAAAUCUUGGAAUUCAUCGCCUUCAUCACGUAAUAAUUCAUUGCCUUCAUCACGUAAUAAUUCAUCGCCUUCAUCACGUAAUAAUUCAUCACCCUCACCACGUAAUAAUUCAUCACUUUCAUCGCGUAAUAAUUCAUCACAAGGUUUCAAAGAAAAAGGAUCUAAAUCUAAGAAAGAUAUAGUUGAUGGAAUAGCUGCUCUUCCUUCUAAAAUAUAUGAUAAAAGUAAAAGACAGAAAAUUCUUGAUUACCUUGAAGAUCAUCAUGUGACCUCAAAAGAAAUUUUAGAUUGGCUAAAAAAUAAUCAAAAUUAUCCCAAUUCUCUUCUUGUGUUGGGAGAUUUUCAUUAUUUAGGAAUUGCAACUAAGGUUGACAAAAAAAUGGCUUGUGAAUUCUAUGAGAAAGCAGGAGAUGGAUAUGAUGGACUUAGCGUAGCUCAAUACAAUCUUGGUGUUAUAUGUGAAAAUGACAAAUUAGGCGACACAUUUAAAGCAAUGUAUUGGUAUAAAAAAUCUGGUGAACAGGGAAAUCAUGAAGCUAGGGAAAGUUUUUAUAGAUUACGAAGUGCUCCAAGUAAGACACUUUCUGUAGAUAGUAUUGAUAAAUUUGAUGAUAUGAGUAUUUUUUUUCCACAUUAAAUAUUGGAAGAGAUUGACAGAUAUUAUAAUACUACUUAAGAUUUGUACUAAAAUAUAAAAAUACAUUAAUUGACGCGUCUCGUUAUAAUAAAUCUGGUUUUUGUUACAUCUUUCUACGA
Messenger RNA from Rhizophagus irregularis DAOM 181602=DAOM 197198, 1634 nucleotides. RefSeq lists its product as uncharacterized. NCBI's taxonomy places the organism in Eukaryota, Fungi, Glomeromycota, Glomeromycetes, Glomerales, Glomeraceae. Gene Ontology annotation, molecular function: ATP binding; protein kinase activity; protein binding. Gene Ontology annotation, biological process: protein phosphorylation; signal transduction. The record is from RefSeq and is a predicted model, not a curated record. Gene Ontology annotation, cellular component: cytoplasm.